UAAGAGAAGAGAAGAAGAGGAGGCAACAGAAGGGAAGAAGAGAGGAGAAAACACAGAGAGAAGUUCUAAAAUAUUCUUUAACGGUGGGAGUUUUGGAUGGAUGAAUGAUCUCACAGGAAUCAUGGAGAGACAUGUGCAAGUGUACAUACUUUCACGCAAGUAAACCCACAUACUUUUAAAAGCACCAGGACGAUGCAUGGCCUUUGCUUUGAAGGACGGUGGGGAUGGACACAUGUCCUUUUUGUCAUCUGGCUUUCACUGCUAGCAGCUGGUCCAACCAAAGCAUUUGGCUAUUUCCUGGGGGACACAAAGGCAGUGUUAAAUGGCUGUAAGGACCACUGGACCCUGCAGGACAGGGCCGCCAUGCCGUUGCUCUUUCAGAUGACUUUGUGUGUGGACAUCCGCGUGGUUGUCCCCGGAGCCUGGGUGGCCUUCUCUUACAGCUCGGUCUAUGCACCCAGACCUGAGCUGGGUCUGGAGGGGGAUGAAGAUGCACUGUAUGCAUGGUUGCUAAGGGUCCGACACCGAUUUCCCAUCCGGCUGUCCCCAAAACACUGGCAUAGAGUAUGUCUGAGGAGAGACGUACAACACAACUCAUUUAGCCUGGAGGUUGAUGGGAAAAUGGUGGCACAGAGGACAGUCAUCGCUCAGGCCAUCCCCCCUGCCGGCUCCAUGUGGCUGGGCUGCCGUCCCAGAGAUCAGCCCCCAGGAGACACGCUGGGGGAAGUGGAGUUGUACCUGUUCCGCAUGUGGGGAGACCUGGGUAACCAUGGUCUCUGUGAAGACGGGUCUGUGAUUGGCUGGAACACUCACUACUGGGGUGUGACCAGUCCCAGAGCCAGACAGAGAGACCCCAACCUUCUGUGUGACCACAGACGGUUAAGGCGUGGGGCACGUGUUUUCAGAAGGUCGUUAAAUGCACCAACAACUGGAGUUGGAAGGUUCUCUCACCACCACCUGGUAAUUAAGACAAUAAUAUACAAUUAA
Messenger RNA from Gymnodraco acuticeps, 987 nucleotides. Its product is annotated as adhesion G-protein coupled receptor G4. Bases 193 to 987 code for a protein of 264 amino acids. The transcript is spliced from 6 exons. NCBI's taxonomy places the organism in Eukaryota, Metazoa, Chordata, Actinopteri, Perciformes, Bathydraconidae. The record is from RefSeq and is a predicted model, not a curated record.